AUGGCGAGGUCCAGUUCGGCCAAGCCGCCCGCUACAAAAGGCGGUCCCUACACACCUCCGAAACCCAAGGAUCAAGUCAAACACGAUGACUAUACUUCAGAGGGUGUCGAGGAUAAUGAUGUCUUCUUACUACCCUUCUCUGACUACCAGGUUAUGUUAGUCUUGACCAUUAUUGGUGCCGUUGUGCGACUAUUCCGCAUCUACCAACCCUCGAGUGUCGUCUUUGAUGAAGUACACUUUGGUGGGUUUGCGACUAAGUAUAUCAAGGGUAAAUUCUUCAUGGACGUCCAUCCACCGUUAGCUAAGCUACUUAUUACACUUUUCGGUUGGCUUGCUGGUUUUAACGGUGACUUCGACUUCAAGGAGAUUGGCAAGGAUUAUCUAGAGCCAGGUGUCCCGUACGUGGCUAUGCGACUAUAUCCUGCCAUUUGUGGUAUUGCCUUGAUCCCGACUAUAUUUUUGACUCUGAAGGCUGCCGGUUGUCGUACGGCUACGGCCGCCCUCGGUGCUGCUUUUCUCAUCUUCGAGAAUGGUCUCCUCACCCAAGCCCGUCUGAUUCUUCUCGAUUCUCCCCUAGUCGCCGCUACUGCAUUCACUGCGCUCGCCUUCACAUCCUUCACCAACCAACAUGAACUGGGUCCUUCAAAGGCGUUCGAUGCCGGCUGGUGGUUCUGGCUUUUCAUGACCGGCGUGGGAAUGGGAAUUACACUCAGCAUCAAAUGGGUUGGACUCUUCACAAUUGCCUGGGUAGGAACCUUGACUCUCGUACAAUUGUGGGUGCUCCUUGGUGACACCAAAACUGUCACCAUUCGCAUCUUUGCGAAGCACUUUUUGGCCCGUGCUUUCUGCUUGAUUAUUAUUCCCAUUACCAUAUACUUAGGUAUAUUCGCUAUUCACUUCAUUUGCCUCUCAAAUCCUGGCGACGGAGAUGGAUUUAUGAGCUCUGAAUUUCAGGCUACGUUGAACAACAAGGGCAUGCAAGAUGUGCCGGUCGAUGUUGCCUUCGGCAGCCGUGUCUCCAUCCGGCAUGUUAACACUCAGGGAGGAUAUCUUCAUUCUCACCCCCUAAUGUACCCUACAGGCAGUCAGCAACAGCAGAUCACCCUCUACCCCCACAAGGAUGACAACAACCUAUUCUUGCUCGAGAACCAGACUCAGCCUUUAGAUAUUAAUGGUGAACCUAUCAACGGAACCGGCGCUUGGGACAAUGCAAAGAACAUAACUGAGAACUACAUCAAGGAUGGCGAUGUGAUCCGACUAUAUCACCUGGCUACUCAUCGUCGCCUUCACUCUCACGAUGUUAGACCGCCCGUUAGUGAAGCCGACUGGCAAAAUGAAGUAUCUGCAUAUGGAUAUGAAGGAUUCGCUGGUGACGCUAAUGAUCUAUUCCGUGUCGAAAUUGCCAAGAAGCAGUCUCUCGGGUCCAUCGCCAAGGGGCGGCUCCGAACCAUCCAGACCAAGUUUAGACUCGUCCACGUUAUGACUGGUUGCGUCCUAUUCUCUCACAAGGUGAAGUUACCGGAUUGGGCAUCUGAACAGCAGGAAGUUACUUGUGCCAAAGGUGGUACUCUUCCUAACAGCUUAUGGUACAUUGAGUCCAAUGCGCACCCGCAAUUAGACAGCGAUGCCGAGAAGGUCAACUACGUUAACCCCGGGUUCCUCGGCAAAUUCUGGGAACUGCAGAAGGUUAUGUGGAAGACCAACGCAGGUCUGGUUGAGUCUCAUGCCUGGGACUCUCGUCCUGAGUCUUGGCCGAUCCUCCGCCGUGGUAUCAACUUCUGGGGUAAAAACCACCGCCAGAUCUACCUAAUGGGUAAUCCCAUCGUAUGGUACACCUCAACCCUCGCCGUUGUUAUUUACGUAGUCUUCAAGGCCAUCGCUGUCCUUCGAUGGCAGCGCAGCUGCAACGACUAUGAGAGCGCCACGUUCAAGCGAUUCGACUACGAGAUUGGAACUUGGGUGCUCGGGUGGGCUUUCCACUACUUCCCCUUUUUCUUGAUGGGACGUCAACUCUUCCUUCACCACUACUUCCCUGCGCUGGUCUUCGCUGUCCUAGCAUUUUCCCAGUUUAUCGACUUUACUACGGCUCGAUUUGCAAGCGUCAGGGGAAACUCUAUCAUCAACAAGGCCAGUGUAGUUACGCUAUUGGCUAUCUCCGCCGCUGUCUUUGCCCUAUAUUCGCCCCUCGCAUACGGAAAUGCCUGGACAAAGGCAGAAUGCAACCGUGUCAAGCUAUUCAGCACUUGGGAUUGGGAUUGCAACACUUUCUUGGAGAGCUACGAAGCAUACUCAGGACUUGCAGCCCCAAUCGCCCAGACCUCUCAACCCGCUGUAGACAACAAAAACCAAGUGCCAGUCCAGCCCGCAGCUGAUAACAAUCAAGAUGCCCCAAAAGUGGGUAUCUCGGGGGCACCCAAGUUCGAACCCCAGGGUCAAAAAGUGAUCAACCGCGAAGAGCGAGUCGAAUACCGGGACCAGGACGGCAAUAUCCUCAACGAAGAGCAAGUGAAGGCGCUCGAAGGCAAAGUCGAAUUCAAGACCAAGUACGAAACGAGAACGCGCGUCGUCGACGCCAACGGCAACGAAGUCGAAGUUCCAGUAGAAGAGCUCGCCGCCGCGGGCGUCGCGCCACCACAUCCUGAUGUUGAGGGUGCUAACCAGGAGACUAAGAAUUUAGUGAGAGAUGACACUAUCCCUCAGGAAGCGUCAUCAAGCAAGGAUGGUGAGAAGGAAGCCGAGAAGUCUGUCCCUAAGCCAGCUAGCGAGGGUAACGAGGCAACUGUUUAA
Messenger RNA from Daldinia childiae, 2787 nucleotides. Its product is annotated as Dolichyl-phosphate-mannose-protein mannosyltransferase 1. Gene Ontology annotation, cellular component: endoplasmic reticulum; membrane. Bases 1 to 2787 code for a protein of 928 amino acids. Lineage: Eukaryota; Fungi; Ascomycota; Sordariomycetes; Xylariales; Hypoxylaceae. The transcript is spliced from 4 exons. The record is from RefSeq and is a predicted model, not a curated record. Gene Ontology annotation, biological process: protein O-linked glycosylation via mannose. Gene Ontology annotation, molecular function: dolichyl-phosphate-mannose-protein mannosyltransferase activity.